Penaeus monodon (black tiger shrimp) is the source of this 3447-nucleotide messenger RNA. It is a transcript of the gene dachs, whose product is annotated as unconventional myosin-IXb-like. The record is from RefSeq and is a predicted model, not a curated record. Gene Ontology annotation, biological process: vesicle transport along actin filament; actin filament organization. Gene Ontology annotation, cellular component: cytoplasm; actin cytoskeleton; myosin complex. NCBI's taxonomy places the organism in Eukaryota, Metazoa, Arthropoda, Malacostraca, Decapoda, Penaeidae. Gene Ontology annotation, molecular function: ATP binding; actin filament binding; cytoskeletal motor activity.
GGCCACUUCAUCGAGGUGCAGGUGACGGACGGCGCCCUGUACCGGACCAAGAUCCACUGCUACUUCCUGGACCAGACGCGGGUGGUGCGGCCGCUGCCCGACGAGAAGAACUACCACAUCUUCUACCAGAUGCUCGCGGGACUCACGCAGGAGGAGCGCGCCAAGUUACACCUCGACGGCCACAGCGUGAGGACUCUCCGGUAUCUGAGCGAGGGGGACGUGAGGCAAGACGAGGCUGAGGAUGCUCGCAGGUUCGAGUCGUGGAAGGCGUGUCUGGGCGUCCUGGGCAUCCCCUUCCUGGACGUGGUGCGAGUCCUGGCCGCCGUCCUGCUCCUCGGGAACGUCACCUUCAUCGAGGGCCAGGGGCUCGAGGUCGACAUCCAAGGAGGAAGUCACGAGCUCAAGAGUGUUUCGGCGCUCCUCGGCGUGUCGUCCGCCUCCCUGUACCGCGGCCUCACCACGCGGACGCACAACGUGAGGGGGCAGCUGGUGAAGUCCAUGUGCGACGCGAAUAUGUCCAACAUGACCCGCGACGCCCUGGCCAAGGCGCUCUACUGCCGCACCGUCGCCACCAUCGUCAGGAGAGCCAACUCCCUCAAGCGCCUCGGCUCCACCUCGGGCACCCUCUCCUCCGACAGCAACGAGAGCGUCCACCACCAGGCCGAGGUGGCGUCGCAGCACGCGUCCACCGUCGGCACCGCGGGCUCCAAGGCGUCCAAGUCCAUGAGCGUCCUCAACAACGCCGUGAAGCACGCCACGGACGGAUUCAUCGGGAUCCUGGACAUGUUUGGCUUCGAGGACCCGAAGCCGUCCCACCUGGAGCACCUUUGCAUCAACCUGUGCGCGGAGACGAUGCAGCAUUUCUACAACACACACAUCUUCAAGUCGUCGAUCGAGUCGUGUCGAGAGGAAGGCAUAACGUGCGAGGUGGAGGUCGACUAUGUUGACAACGUGCCUUGCAUCGAUCUUAUUUCCUCGCUGCGCACCGGCCUACUCAGCAUGCUCGACGUGGAGUGCUCCGUGCGGGGGACGCCGGAGAGCUACAUCCAGAAGGUGAAGGUGCAGCACAAGGGCAACCUCAGACUCUUCGAGCCCAAAGCGAACCACAUCCGGUCCUUCGGGAUCCAUCACUUCGCUAACAGAGUCAUCUACGACGCUUCGGAUUUCUUGGACACCAACAAGGACAUCAUAAGUGACGACCUGGUGUGCGUCUUCCACAAGCAGUCUUGCAACUUCGGCUUCGCGACACACCUGUUCGGCUCGGAACUGAAGGCACUGUUUUCGCAGGACCCCGUCCCCAGGGGCGUCUCCUUCAGGAUCAGCCCCACCUCUCACACGGAUCUCCAAAACGGCGACGAACCGGUGUCGACGCUCACGCAGGACUUCCACACGCGCCUCGACAACCUCCUGAGGACGCUGGUGCACGCGAAGCCCCACUUCGUGCGCUGCCUGCGCUCCAACGCCUCCGAAAAGCCCGCCAUGUUUGACCGGGCGACCGUCAUCAAGCAGAUCCGCGCUCUGCAGGUGCUGGAGACGGUGAACCUGAUGGCGGGCGGCUACCCGCACCGCAUGCGCUUCAAGACGUUCAACAUGCGCUACCGACUGCUGGCGCCGUUCAAGAAGCUGCGUCGCGUCGAGGACAAGACGGUGGACGACUGCAAGCUGGUGCUGGAGUACUUCGUGCGGUCGCUCGAGGACGUGAGCAAGUCGUCGACCGUGGCCAUCCAGUGGGCGCUCGGCAAGAGGCAUAUCUUCCUCAGCGAGGGCGCCCGGCAGCAGCUGGAGAUGCUGCGUAUCGAGACUCGGCACCGCGCCGCCACGCUGAUCCAGGCCGUGUGGCGCGGAUGGCACUUCCGGCGCCGCUGGCCCACGCUCAAGCGCAACCUGGAGCUGCGCGCGCGCUCGCGCACCGUCCGCCCGAGACCGCAGCCCAUCGCCGGCACGCCGCCGCCUGACGUCAUGGACCGCUGCGACCAGAAGACCAUCCAGCAGACCUGCUCGCUCUUCGGCCUCGACCUGGAACGGCCGCCGCCUGUGCCGCCGAGCCGCUCGUACACGAUAACAGGAAAUCAUAAGAUGGGUUACCCACAGACGCGUGUCAUGAAAAUGAAUUUCCCAGAGGACGGCGGCGGCGCGGAGACGGUGCUCCUGAAGGGCGAGUCCGUGCUGGUCGUGGGCGCGUCCCCCCGGCGCGGCCACCUGCUGGUCGAGCACCAGGGCCACUCCGUGCACGUGCCCUUCCAGUACAUGGAGCUGAAGCCCUCGGCGCAGCCCGGGGUCAACAUCUAGGCGGCGGCCCGGGAGGAAGCAAGGAAAGGAGGCUGAUGGCGAGAGGAGGAGAAAGGAAGUCAAGAGAGAGAGAGGUUUCAAAGAUAGAAGAAGAAAUGAGGGCUAGAGAAGCAGAUAUGGAAAAAUGCCUUGUUUCUUAAAGGGGGAAAAGAGAUGUUUGUUUACCCGUUUUUUUUUUUCUUCUUUUCUUUUCUUUGCUUUUUUGUCUAAACUUUCAUAAGAAAGGAUUCAUUUGUUCUUCCACGCGUCCCCAUACAAACGAAAGAGAACGAAAGUGGUAGAAGAUAACUGAGACUGAAAACUCGACUACAACCCAAUCCAGACAAAGGAAAGAGAAAACUUUAAGGUGAAGACAUUUUCGCUCGUGGCGGAGACGCAGGAGGCGAAUGCACACAAGUGGCGGUGUUUUCAGAAAGGAAAAUACAUGUAAAGGCGAUGACGUAUAAACAAAGACAGGAAAUGCAAGUGUGUCGCCGAAAGAGUGACUGUUUUCUUUGAUAUUCACUGGUGAACAUGAUUGUGAGAACAUUAUGAUGUUCGUAAAUUACAAGAAAAAAAGUUAAGACGUUUUUAUACCUGAAAGGGAGCAAUUAUAGACUUCAAAGUGUGUAUAUAUAUAUUAUAAUUAUGAUAUUUGUAUGUGCCAAUAUUGUUAGGUAUUUUUAUAAGUUUAUUGAUAUACCUCGUUACUUAUCUAUGUCGUAUUUUUUUCUUUCUUUCUUUUUUUAUCAUAACUACAUCAUCGGAAAUGUAAUGAAUGAGUAUUUGAUAUUCAAGAUACCGCAUUUUGAUCCUUGGUGCUACAUGCUUUUAGAACCAGUGUCGUUUGCUCUCUGGCUUGUUCAUUUCCCGUCUACGUUUUCUUCAUGGAAAGUAUUCACAGUAUUAUCACACAACGUUUCCAGUUCUCCGAACCCUUGGUCUUGUUUGCGUUCGCUUCUCUUGACUUCGGCUUCGUUUACCCUUUCUCUCCCUCUGAUGUUCUGGUGUCCCUGAUUUUAUUGUUACUGUUUCCUUUUGUUCAUAGUUCUUGUGAUCUGUUUUUAGUUUCAUUCAGUUCUUUAGUCUGAGCUUUAAGCUCUCUCUCUCUCUCUCUCUCUCUCUCUCUCUCUCCCUCCCUCUCUCUCUCUCUCUCUCUCUCUCUCUCUCUCUCUCUCU